CAUGGAUUUGAAGUGGUGGGCGAGGAGACGAUAUGGGGCACUGGUUCUGCUGCAAUUGCCGGUUCCGGGAGGAGGACAUCGAUGAAGUGGAACACUCCAAAGCUCAGGGCAAUAAGAAUGACGGCAAGCACAAAUCUUCCAGACCUGCUGAUCAACCUGAGCCAGAUAUUUCCCCUCCUACAAUUGACGUCCCAGAAUUGUCAUUUGAGGACCUAAAACAAAAGACUGACAAUUUUGGAUCGAGUUCUCUGAUUGGUGAAGGUUCGUAUGGACGAGUAUAUCAUGCUACUAUGGAUGAUGGCAGGCAAGCGGCUAUUAAGAAAUUUGAUGCAUCUGAAAAUGAGCCUAACGACGAAUUCUUGAAACAGGUCUCACUUGUAUCAAGGCUGAAACAUGACAAUCUUGUUGAGAUGUUGGGUUACUAUGUGGAGGGCAACUAUCGUAUACUGGCAUAUGAAUUUGCAACAAUGGGUUCUCUUCAUGAUGUUCUGCACGGAAGAAAAGGAGUUCAAGGUGCCCAGCCUGGCCCUGUGCUUGACUGGACGCAGAGGGUCAAAAUUGCUAUUGAGGCGGCAAAAGGUAUAGAGUACCUGCAUGAGAAGGUUCAGCCUUCAAUCAUCCAUCGAGACAUCAGAUCAAGCAAUGUUCUUCUGUUUGAGGACUUCAAGGCGAAAAUUGCGGACUUCAACCUCUUAAAUCAAGCUCCAGAUAUGGCAGCACGUCUUCAUUCAACUCGUGUAUUAGGGACAUUUGGAUACCAUGCACCAGAAUAUGCUAUGACUGGCCAGCUGACACAGAAAAGUGAUGUCUACAGCUUUGGCGUGGUUCUUCUUGAACUUCUGACUGGAAGGAAACCUGUGGAUCAUACAAUGCCUCGGGGGCAGCAAAGUUUAGUCACUUGGGCCACUCCAAGAUUGAGUGAAGAUAAGGUCAAACAGUGCAUAGAUCCUAGGUUGAAGGGAGAAUACCCUCCGAAGGGAGUUGCUAAGCUUGCCGCGGUGGCGGCUCUGUGCGUGCAAUACGAGGCAGAGUUCAGGCCCAACAUGAGCAUCGUCGUCAAGGCACUCACUCCUCUGCUAACACAAAGAGCAGCGACGCCAGCAGCCUCAGAGCCCGUGGCCCCGGUGACCGAGGCCUGAGGCGUUAGACCAUGGGAACCUCUCGGCGCGGACUAGCUCGCGAUAGCAUAUCGGGUGUAAUUGGGAGUGGUCUGGAGAUUUAUUUUGCAGGAUUCUCGGUACAUGAGCUCCCUGCCAGUCGGUUGCCACCCUAGGUUUUUUGCUUGCUUGAGGCGCUGUACAUUGGUCUGUUGUAGGUUCAAGGUUGUUUACUCCUUUUUUUUCCGCAAGUGCACACCAGACCAGAGGUGUUGGAAACUUCGACAUCGCAGUGCAACAUGCUCUGAAAACUGUCAUCCAGUCUCGAUGUGAUUCUGUAGAAAUCUUAAAGAAUGGUGUGGUGCUAUUA
Molecule: messenger RNA, 1467 nt
Organism: Lolium rigidum
Lineage: Eukaryota; Viridiplantae; Streptophyta; Magnoliopsida; Poales; Poaceae
Product: PTI1-like tyrosine-protein kinase 1
Exons: 7
Coding region: 33-1139 (368 amino acids)
Biological process (GO): protein phosphorylation
Molecular function (GO): ATP binding; protein tyrosine kinase activity
Source: RefSeq, a predicted model, not a curated record